AUGGCCGACGAAAUCUCCAAUCCCGUAGAACCCUCUCAGUCUUUGAAACGACCAUUAGAUGGAGAGCAAUUGGAGGAAGCGCAUCCACCACAACCAAUUCUACCAGAAGAUUCAGCAAUCACAAAGGCGGAGAAAGUGGAGAGAAAUGGUGCAAACGGUGACUCUGCGAACAAUGGAGAGCCAGCGGCGAAAAGGGUCAGGACUGAGGAGCAAGAUCAUAAACCCACCACGACAGAUUCUCGUGACAGGGUUAGAGGAAUAGCUUCUAUCAAGGCCGAAUACUUGCUUCAACCAGCCGGAAGUCGAUCAGCCACAGAUAGUCGCAAUCCCGUAGCCAACGACGAUGCGGCAGAAGAGAAACCUCAUGGUGACGAUCGUGAAAACGGAGGCAAAAAGAAGAAGAAGGAGAAGGGCCAAAAUAAAGAUCGUCAAUUUGGGUCUUGGGGUGAUACAAUUAAGUUAUGCAAUAGCAGGUCGAACUCGCCAGAAUUUUCGCCCCAGGAAUGCAGUUUUGGAGAUACCUGUAAAUGCGAACACGACCUCAGGAAAUAUUUGGCCGAAGGAAAGCGAGAAGACUUGACCACAUUCAACUCGAAGUGCCCAAUUUGGGAGGAUAAUGGCACAUGCCUGGCUGGUUGGAAGUGCCGUUUUGUAGGAAGUCAUUCUCAGGAGGUCAAAAGGGAGGAUGGUCGAAUGGAAUUGGUCCUCAUAGAUGACUCAGAUCGUGCAAGUGUCACGGUAGGUGAGGGUGGAAAAAUCCUCACAGGUGUAGUGAACGUGGUCAGUACCAAAGAAAAGCUUGAUCUGGCUCGGAGGAGAACGCAAACAGAGAAAGCCGAUGUCUAUACGAAAUGGCUGGAACAGAAUUCAGAGGAAGUUAAUAGACAAAGCAACAUGAAAAAGGAACAGACUGAGGAAGAAAAGAAAGAGAAUCGUGCGCGGUUUGUUGAACCUCCGUUUCUCCCUUCUGAGAAGCGACGGAUUUACUUUGGACCCGAAACACCUGUUCUUGCUCCUCUCACCACUCAAGGCAAUCUUCCAUUUCGUCGACUCUGUGUGGAACUAGGAGCACAGCUUACUUACUCGGAAAUGGCCAUGUCGAUACCCUUGUUCCAAGGCCAAAAAUCCGAAUGGGCAUUAAUGAAGGCACAUCAGAGCGAAAUCACACCACCACGAGUCAAUGCAAAUACGAGUUCGAUUGUUCAAACUUAUGACAAUUCAAAGGACAUGAAGUUUGGUACCCAGAUUUCGGCCAACAAGCCACAACAAGCAGUCAAAGCUGCUGAAGUUCUAAGCCGAUUGGUGCCACAUUUGCGAGUAAUCGAUCUUAAUUGUGGAUGUCCAAUUGAACUUGUAUAUCGACAAGGAGCUGGCUCAGCAUUGCUUGAUGCGCCAUCGAAGUUGGAGAAAAUGAUUCGAGGCAUGAAUGCGGUUUCUGGGGAAAUUCCUAUCACAGCCAAGAUCCGAAUGGGCACCAUGACAGGAAAGCCUAACGCCCUUAAAAAUAUUGAACGUUUAGCAUUUGGUGGUGCCGAAUCCCGCGAGAGACUUGGUGCUCCUGGUUGCGCUGCUAUUACUCUUCAUGGCCGUAGCAGACAACAAAGAUAUACCAAGAAUGCCGACUGGAGCUACAUUGCGGAAUGUGCUGCUCUCGUCAAGUCAUACAAUCAAAAGAAGGAUGAUUUGACAGACACAAUCAUGGAACCAGAUGCCCGCACAUUGCCAAAUGCCCCCGACGGAAAACUAUAUUUCAUCGGCAACGGUGAUUGUUAUUCUCACAAUGAUUAUCUCGACCACAUACAGAAUGCCGGCGUAGAUUCCGUCAUGGUGGCACGUGGUGCACUCAUCAAACCAUGGCUCUUCGAAGAGAUUGAAAAGGGACAAACCCUUGAUAAAUCCGCCUCAGAGCGUCUACAAUAUGUUGAGAAAUUCACACGAUACGGACUCGAAGCCUGGGGCUCUGAUGAGAUAGGUGUUGGUCAGACCAGACGAUUCUUAUUAGAAUGGUUAAGCUUCGCUCAUAGAUAUGUUCCAGCAGGUAUCUUGGAACAUUUACCACCCAGCUUGCAGGAUCGUCCACCGGCAUACAAGGGAAGAAAUGAUUUAGAGACGCUAUUGGCCAGUGAUAAUUAUAUGGAUUGGAUGAAGAUUAGUGAAAUGUUCCUGGGUCCCGCACACAAAGACUUCAAGUUCCAACCUAAACAUAAAUCAAACAGCUAUGAGAUCGAAGCGGAAGGAUAG
Sclerotinia borealis F-4128 is the source of this 2241-nucleotide messenger RNA. Lineage: Eukaryota; Fungi; Ascomycota; Leotiomycetes; Helotiales; Sclerotiniaceae. The record is from the annotation of a GenBank genome assembly.